This is a messenger RNA of Limulus polyphemus (Atlantic horseshoe crab), 2297 nucleotides long. RefSeq names its product platelet-activating factor acetylhydrolase-like. NCBI's taxonomy places the organism in Eukaryota, Metazoa, Arthropoda, Merostomata, Xiphosura, Limulidae. Bases 206 to 1594 code for a protein of 462 amino acids. The transcript has 8 exons. The record is from RefSeq and is a predicted model, not a curated record. Gene Ontology annotation, molecular function: 1-alkyl-2-acetylglycerophosphocholine esterase activity.
UCCACGAAGCUAGCAGAGCUCUAGUGGUGAUUUCGUGAACUUGUUUCCCGUGUUAAUGAAAGUGAAAAGUGAGGCUGCGGAGCGAUGUAUGUUUUUUCGUGUUAUAAGGUCACCGUGACGUAGACUGGAGACGCAGAAAAGAAAGUCUUAAAUCGAAACUACUAUCGAGACAGCGUAUAAGGCUUAGUUCUCCAAGUUAGCUAUCAUGCAAAAGCAACGAAAGUUUUUUAAUUUUAAACUAAGGCAUGACGGCCGAUGGCAUAUCCCGUUACCGUCGGGGCCUUUCACGGUGGGCUGCACAGACAUCAUGACCAGUUAUUCCAAGUCCGGGAUAUUUGUGAGAUUGUUUUACCCUGCAGCUCAGAAUGGUAUUUUGGAACGUAGCUCUCAAUGGCCUCUUAUGAUUCCUCAUCCACUGUACCUCGAGGGUAUUGCAGAUUUUCUUGGGUUUCCACCUUCAGUUAUUCGUUUUGUGAACCGACACUUCAUUGGUAAUGUUCACUGCCCUGCUUUGUGGAAUGCUGCCCCGAUGACAGAAAGUCGCAAGUUCCCAGUUGUUGUUUUCUCUCACGGUCUUGGAUGUUGUCGUACUUCAUAUAGUACCAUUUGUCUAGAGCUGGCCUCCAAUGGCUAUAUUGUGGCAGCAGUCGAACAUAGAGAUUAUUCAGCUUGUUUAUCGUCUUAUGUCAUAAAAGAAACGCGAUCGAACUUUGAAGACACGCCUGACAUUAAAGGUAGUGAUAACGAAGAUAGUAACUAUAAACAUAUCGAAGACUUAGUCAAAAAGACGAAUGACUUUAAAGUGAAUACUGCUGUCACGGAAGUAGACUUUGAAGAUGUACGACCUGAGCUCAAGUACUUGGGGAGUCAAAACCAGUAUCUUGGUAUUCCACAUACAUCGAGGAAAUGGGUUUAUUACCGUCAACUUAAGAAAAGUGCAAAUGAAUACAAAGUUCGCCACAACCAAACAAAACAGCGAGCUUAUGACUGUAUUCAAGUACUGGACCUUCUGGAAGCCCUAAACAAUGGUCUUCCCAUACACAAUGUGAUCAACCUUUCUUUCCAAGCCAGUCAAUUUAAAGGAAUUAUGGACCUCUCCAGAGCUGCAGUGGCCGGACACUCGUUUGGGGGCACCACUGUUGUUCUCUCGCUUGCACUGGAUCUCCGAUUCAAGAUAGGCUUAGCCCUAGAUUCAUGGAUGUUCCCGUUACAGAAGAACCAAGAGAUUUUUUCUAAAGUGACUCAGCCCAUAUUGUUCGUUAAUAUGGAGAAGUUUCAGACACUAGAGAACCUGAGAGUCAUGAAAAAUUUGGAAUCCAAAAAAGUCGAUCGCAAAGUAGUAACUGUCAAAGGUGCAGUCCAUAUGAACCAAAUUGAUGUAGUAUUUGGGCUUGGUCCAAUCUUACGAAUGUGUAUCGGGGCUUAUUCUCGAGUCAACCGCUUCACAGUCAUUGACCUCACCACACGUCAUAUGUUGGUGUUUUUAUCAAAGCAUUUCGGUAUACCAGCGCAACAAGAGCACGAGAUUUAUAUGAAAAGAAAUAAGAAGAAAAUCAAAGAAGGGAUUAUUCUAAAGAAAUCUCAACUAAUUUAAAUUUAGGGAAAACGAAACGAAAAUUUCCCUUCCAAUUCCCUGUUAACUAAUUACGAGCAAGGAUAAUAAGAAGUACAGAGACUAUGGGAUUAGUGAUUUUUCUUUUUUUUUCUAUGAAUGAAUCCAUUAAACCCAACGUAAGUAAUUAAGUUACAUAGCGAGAAAAAUAAAAACAUAAGAUCAUUUAUAAUUCCUGUUAAAAAAAAGGCUUAGAACUAAGAUUUAAACAAACGUAUAGUAUUAAUUUCUCAUUAUUAAAACCAUAAACAAAAUCUGAAGGUUAAACAAAACCUACAUAUUUUAACAGUAAAUUUGUAAAAAACAAACAAACGUCUCCUGCAUGUAUUAAAUGCGUUCAGUUCAACGUAAAACACACACACAUAUAUAUAGUUUCAAUUAGUUAAUUGGUUUUGAAUAACAUAAAUUUUACAAGAUAAAACAAUUCAAAAUAUAAGUAAAAAGGAUUAAUUGGAUAAUAUAUAUUUCAGAAUUAAAUAUUGAAGAUCAUUAAAAUAGUCAAACGAAAACAUGUUUAAUCUUUCAUAAUAUCAUUAAAAAAACUCCAAACUAGGUUUUGAACCCAGUUAUUUAGAAUGAGCGAAAGUAAUGGCAACAACUCCACUUUUUUGACAAAAUACCUAGUCUAUCCGCAUUAUAAUUUGAAAACUUAAUUUCUUAUAAAAAAUAUUUGCGGGAAAAAAAA